AUGUCCGAGCAGGGUCCGCUGAAGAAUGAAUCAGUCAUAAUUAAUUUAGAUAACAAGAGUGGGGAUGGGUCACAUUGGGUUUCAGAUAUAAAACGUGGGAUGGUUGUAUGGUACUAUGAUAGUUUCGGCAAUCUACGCCUACCCAAGGAGCUAAUCAAAUAUUUGACCAACAAGUCGAAAAAGAUAAAACUCUUGUACAAUUAUAAUCGACAACAACAGUUCAAUACGUUUUGGUGUGGUGAUUUGUGUCUGCGAUUUCUAUCUGAAGAAACAUCAGAGCGCUGA
Molecule: messenger RNA, 285 nt
Organism: Acanthoscelides obtectus
Lineage: Eukaryota; Metazoa; Arthropoda; Insecta; Coleoptera; Chrysomelidae
Source: the annotation of a GenBank genome assembly